AUGUCUGAUGAAGGUUUAUCCCAAUCAAGUUUCGAUCCCACCCAACGUCUCUCCUUUAAAGAUAUCUGCAAAGCCGAUGGUUUAAAGUAUGAUAAGAAAAAGCAGAGUGUAAACAUUCACUUAGUCUACGAGGCCCUACAACACGUUCAUUCUACAAGUAUUGACUUGGUUUUCCAUUCACAGCCGUCUACUGUCCCUUCUUCUGGUAUCCGGAGAUCAACCGUCUACACGCGGGUGGGAAUACAACAAACAUUCAUCAUCUUCGGGCUGCCCCUUUUGAUGAGGGAACAAUCCAAGGAAUCUACGGAGUUCAUGAAGAUAUUUGGAUCCGACAGUUGGGUUUCCAAUCCCAACCACCAUGCGAAGACUUCACAAACCAUCUCUCACUGGUAUUUGGAGAUCAGAAAGUAG
Molecule: messenger RNA, 411 nt
Organism: Eremomyces bilateralis CBS 781.70
Lineage: Eukaryota; Fungi; Ascomycota; Dothideomycetes; Eremomycetales; Eremomycetaceae
Exons: 1
Coding region: 1-411 (136 amino acids)
Source: RefSeq, a predicted model, not a curated record